AAUUACCCUUAUCACCCAGUCUUGACCAGUCUGGCUCUAUCUAUGACCUCCCUGACCCUACGGUUAUCUAUGAAGGGAGGUUUCACUCCUGCACCUAAUUUACAUAUUCUAAUUAAACAGCCCCUUACUAACAAGGUAAGGAUGUCAAGAGAUCCAAUCAGAAGACCACGCUCGGUCACAUGGCUAAUGUCAAUUUCUCCUCAGAAAUUCUAUCCAAAUUGCCAUUGUUGUUCUAACUGCUCGAACAAACAGUCAUAUUCCAAAACUCUCUGUGUUUUGUUGGCCUCUCAUCAGAGACUACUACAACUUCAUCCAUUCACCGAAAUUGUCACAACUUAACAGUUACAUCCUCAGCAAGACAUUCUUCUAAAACACUCAUCAGUUAAAGAUAUGUCAGGACGUGGAAAAGGUCAACCUCGUGGGCGCAAACGAAGGGCACCUGAAGACAUUAAUGACACUCUUAAUUCUGCUGUCAGUACGACAGGCGGUAAUGACAGCAACUGGGACCCUAAUAAGCCAGAAAACUGGACUAUAGGUGAACUAAGGACACGACUGCUGGAGCAGAACAUCAGACCACCAUGUGGUUUUACAAAAACAAUGCUGGUCAAACUGUACAAAGAAAAUAAUACCAGUGUUAGUGAUGGUAACAGUGAUGUUACGCCACCUACUGAGAAUGACCUUACACAGCCUGGCUACCACAGCAGGAAUCUCCCAUCAAAUGAGGCAAUGAAGGCUCUACAAGCACAUGUUACCAGGCUGGAGCAAUUAAUACUGUGCCAAAAUACAGUAGCAGUCGGACAGGCCCCAGCUGUACCAGGUCAUGUCCUGACUGCGACCUCAACAACCUCACCAACCUCACCGACCUUAGAGCCCCUAGCUGUAGCAGGAGGCAUACCAAACAAUUAUGUGCCUCAGCCUGCUAUCCUUCUACAACAGACAGGAAUUUCAUCAGAAUCUCUGCCAUCAAUAGAAGUCGUACCUCAAGCCAUACGCCAGCAGAUAAUAGAAGAUGGACCGGUUCCACGACUUGGCACCAGCAGCAAAGAAGAGCCAAAAUCCCAUUCCGGAUUACGACAAUGUGCCUCUAUACUAGAACCAGCAGUGCGUGACCUAUGGAAUGCUGCAGUGGCUCAUUCGACUAGAACUACCUACACAUCAGGUGUUUCCUGUUUCAAGAACUUCAUCCUCAUGAAUGGUAUAAACGACCAAGCAAGUGUGUUUACCAACGUUACAGAAGAAUUAUUAAUACUCUUCGUGACUCAUUGUUAUCAUAACCUCAGAUUGAAAUAUUCUACAAUUAAGCUGUAUUUAUACGGAAUUAAGUUCCAUUGUACUAUGCAGCGGCUCAGCAACCCGCUUGUGAAUACUCAUGGGUUACCACUUUACCGACUCCAGACCAUAUUACGGGGAUUAAAGAAACUACAGGGAACUCCGGCAAAACCUAGACUCCCCAUAACUUUCAACAUAUUGUCUAAGUUAUGCUCAGCAUUUCGACAGGGUGUUUUCGAUCCUGCCACAGACACUACUAUGGAGGCUGCCUGCUGUGUGGCCUUCUUCGCAUUCUUACGGUGCGGAGAAUUCACAUGCACCACUAACACAUUUGAUUCUUCAAUUCACUUGUGUAUCAGAGACAUUCAAGUAGCACCGGACAGUAACAACAUGACAUUGCGCCUCAAGGCGUCCAAAACCGACCCCUUUCGUCAAGGAGUCACCAUUCACCUGUUCCGCACCCAUCACCAUGUAUGUGCUGUAGCCGCUGUCAUCAGAAUGCUAACAGAAAGAUUCAUGAAUGGUUGUCGUCCUUCGGACCCCCUAUUUUCCAUUCAUUCUGCUGCCUUGACUCGACAUGUUUUCAUUGUCAAACUAAGACAGACCUUGAUCCGACUAGGUCUAAAUCAUUCACUAUACACAGGACAUUCCUUCAGAAUAGGAGCCGCAACUACUGCCGCCCAGUCAGAUGUCCCCGAUCACCUCAUCAAAGUGCUUGGACGCUGGCAAUUGGAUAGCUACUGUCGAUACAUCCGUACCCCUCAUCAUAUUCUCCGGAAAGCUCAAGCAGAAAUGUGCAAGAUUUCACCUGAUACUUAGUAGCCUAGUGGCUGCCUUCUGUGUUCAUAGGAGUCUAAGUGUGUACUCUUUAUAGGGCGAGUAUAUCUAUAAUGAGUACUAAUUAUUCCACUGGAUUAACAUGUAUAUUGAUGUGCUAAUCUGUCAUCAUUCACACAGGAUUUAUGUGCAUAUUCCAUUGGAUUUAUAUGUGUGUAAAUGUGCUUAUCUGUCACCAUUCAGAUGGGAUAUAUGUGUGUAUUCGUUUAGGGCGAGUAUAUCUAAACGGUACUAUUACGGCCCUCAUACUCAACAACUAACAGAAACGAAGGUAACAGAACACAUUCUGUAGCCAUGCAGGCCAGCAUUCUUGUAAGGAUUACAUCUGGACAUUCCGAAUUGGGAUACAGAACCGAACUAAAUGUUUACUAGUCAUUGACAUUAGUACCCUGUUUUCUUUUACACCUAAGUACCUCUGAGGACAAUAACUGUAUUCGAUACUGAGGCAUUCUGCCAGAAUUUGUCUAUGACUUGAUGUAUAUCUUCUCAAUUAUGUCAUAUUCUCCCGGUGGCGCUGGGGAUAAAGGUGUCUCAUACCCUACAUUCCCUCUUUGGGGUCCUCGUAUCAUCACAUGCUUAUAAACCAUGUCUCUCAUACUCCUUUGGGCCUAUGGCAGUAAACUGACACCAUGUAAUAACAUAAUAUCAUGGACUAUUAAUGAUGCCAGACUACUGCUAUACACCACAAAUCGGUCAAUCCAACCCCAGAACCAAGGGUUAGCUGGACUGCAUACAUCAACUCUAUCUGGCCCAGGGUAAGACAGCAAGUCGAACCCCAAGCCUAAGUGAUGUAACUCCCAACUCUUGCCGACUCCUGGACAUUUGAGCGACCAGGCUAUGGUACCCAUGAGCUUCAGGUCAGCCAUACCUCCAAGUCAUGUUCUCAACGGGUUGUUGGCCAUAGCUUUUCAGCACCAUGCUCUUCAGCAUUACGGGGUUCAAAUAGCCCACGGCUAUACCCCACCCGGUCCAAGGGAGGUAACUGCUAAGGUGAUAUGCACCCCUUAUCUGCAAACUUUUUAAUAAAUACUGUAAAUUUA
Molecule: messenger RNA, 3146 nt
Organism: Pecten maximus
Lineage: Eukaryota; Metazoa; Mollusca; Bivalvia; Pectinida; Pectinidae
Exons: 2
Coding region: 391-2088 (565 amino acids)
Biological process (GO): DNA recombination; DNA integration
Molecular function (GO): DNA binding
Source: RefSeq, a predicted model, not a curated record